AUAACUUGUCGCUCUUUGAUGACGAAUGUAUAAAUGACCGUGACCGUUUGACAUGUUUUGAAGGAAUAUAACGUGCGAGAUACCAUGAAUUUGGCUGCAUUGUUGAAUAGUUUAAGAUGUUCCUUGCUACACAUCGAAAGCAGGCUUCUGUGGGCGGCCGGAAUAGAAAGUCAGUUGGUUCCAGCCCUGGCAGUUAAUGGCUCCAGUCCGCUCCCUUUUAUCGAUGAGCAGCAACAGAAAGAUGGGCAGUGGCUGGAACGACCUCCCGGCGUUCUCGACAGCAUCUUGUGGAUGGCAGCACCCAAGAAGAGACGCACCAUUGAGGUCAACCGAACAAGAAGGAGGGCUGAGCCCAAACUUGUCAAAGUCAAGCUGAACAUCGAGCCAUGUCCAGAGUGCGGCCACCUCAAGCAGAAACACAUCCUGUGUGGCUUCUGUUAUGCUAAAGUGUGCAAAGAGACUGCUCGGAUUCGCAAUCAAAUUCAAGCGAUGGAGGGCGGUCCUCUGGGGGCCCCAAGUGUGGAGACCGUUGUGGUGUAUGCGGAUGAGAAGCCUAGUGAGGCGGACCAAGGCAAGAGGAUAGUGGAGAUGCCCAGGAAGCGGCCCUCCUGGUUCGGCCACUAAUGCUCGUGUAGUCCGGCUGCAUGUAGUACACACCUUUUUGUUUUAAUGCACACUGACUGAUGUGCUAUCAUCUGCUGUCUAUAUUAAUUGUGGCUUGAUCUCUUUCUGGAGGCACAGGCCAUGAGCAGCAUUUGGGUUGUUUAUUCUAGUGUAUAUGUGCAAAGCAAAAACUGAAAUUGAAAAAUGUUUUGUUUGGUAAUAAAUCCAUAAUGUGGUGGGAAAAAAAGCAACAAUAGCAUGUCAUUGGAUCAUCCGUUUUCAAUAUUGUAUUUUAUUAUGGUCACGGGGGGAGUUGGAGCAUAACCUUGCUGACAGGUACAACUUGGAGUGGUCGCAGGAAAUAUGUGAACAAAGUCACAUGUUUAUGGACUAUUUUGCAGCCGCACUUUUACUGAACAUGCAUGUUUUUGGAACGUGUGCGCCUACACAAGCAAAAGGAAAACAAGCACACGUCAUAGAGGAGGGCCUGAGCCAAGAUGAACCGUUUUACAUUUUACAUCUAACAGAUUUCUUACAAAGUGGAGCAAGUAGAAGUAUUUUAUGUUGACAUUGUAAUGCAGUGUUUGAUUAACUGAUCAAGUCAUAACUUUUGAAAAUUUGGGAGUGCUUACCUGUGGCGCAAAACCCCCUUGUUCCAUACACCCGAUUGUGUGUGCAAGUGGACCAAAAAAAAAAAUUUGUAAAUUUGUGCGUCAUGAUGCACACUAUACCACAUAUACUUCCAUGCUCAUGUACAGUGGUGU
Molecule: messenger RNA, 1367 nt
Organism: Hippocampus comes (tiger tail seahorse)
Lineage: Eukaryota; Metazoa; Chordata; Actinopteri; Syngnathiformes; Syngnathidae
Gene: mrpl32
Product: mitochondrial ribosomal protein L32
Exons: 3
Coding region: 85-624 (179 amino acids)
Biological process (GO): translation
Cellular component (GO): mitochondrial large ribosomal subunit
Molecular function (GO): structural constituent of ribosome
Source: RefSeq, a predicted model, not a curated record